AAAAUAUUUUAUAAAAAUCUGGCUCAUGCCGGAAACAUAAUGGACGAUUUCUUUAUAACUCCCCUUUAUUUACUCAUAUGAGUUUUUACAAUUGCAUGAAAUAAACGCUUUUCGCAAAAAAUUGGUAAUUAUUCAUGACUUAUAUGCACGUUUUAAAAAAAAUCUGCGUAUGAAAUAUUUUAACAAAGUAUGCCUUUUAACUUUUAUACUCACGUUACUACACUACUCUACUCAGUCACUACACUACUGAUACUGAGUCUACUACUUAGUACUGUCACUACCCACAAACUUCUAACUCACCACUCUAAUUUUCUGAUCUUAACAUGUACAUUUUCUAACUAUAAAUUUACCAACUACAUCUACUACUAAGCCCCACUAUGGUGACUAUACUGAGUUGCCGCAUUACCUUGCAGCAGUAAUAAUCUAGCUAUGGCCCUGGCGUUGAGAAGUGGUGGUUCACAGGAUUGACAUUGUUGGAACUUAUUAGAAAAAACAAUAUCUUAAGUUGAGAGAAUGUUUACAUGAGAAAUACAAACAUCAGUGUAUUAUUGUCUUUAUAAGUGUUUUUUUCCUCUUAAAUUAGUGGCCCGAUAACCAUCUGAUUUUUCGCUUUAUUUUGUGCAGUCUUUUUGUUAAAGGAAUUGGGUCUAUAGUCUGUCAGCUUUGUUUUUUUUCUGAAACUUUGUCUUGACAAUCAUGAGCUUAUCAGAAGCCAUGAGAUUAGCAACAACCAUGAGAUUUUGAAAAGGGGUACCACUUGAGUCUUGACAUGUCUGGGAUGGCACUUUUGUAGCUUAUUUUUAACGAAGUGAUUAUACGCAGUCCACUGCGUAUAACCCUGAGAGUUAUACGUAGUCGCAAGUCACGUGAGGUCUAUAUGCUUCCUGUGUUACAGUAUCGAUCGAUAAAGGCAAUAAAGGUAUUUCAUUAUCAGGGUGACUGGGUAGUCGAAAAAAAAAAGGUAUAAACUGGGCAAACCUCAAGUUUGUGGUCUGGAGUUCAAUUCAAGCAAAGGCCAGUCAAGAAUGUAUAAUAUGUGUUAGGUGUUAGUUUUUAUGUUUGUUCUCGAGAAUGAACCAAAAUCAAAAACAGCUAUGCUUAUUGUUUUACUUUUGUUUUGCUAAAAAAUGUUAAAACAUGAUAAUAAGAGAUAAGAAUUAACUUGACCAAUGUAAUGUUAAUAAUGUUAUUCUUAUACUUUUAAUUAUCAUAAUAUAUGUUUGUGUUGUUAAUAUAUAUUUUGUGUUGUUAACUAAUUUUGUGGCAGAUAAAAACAUGUUUCUCUGGUACAGUAAUUAUAAUCAGGGGUGGAGAGUAGCAGAAAAAAAAUAGCUGUCGGGGCAGGGGGUUAGGUAGAGGGGGCACUGUAAGUAAUACUUUCACACAGUUAUAGUUUUGCAUGGAUGCUGAAAACUGUUAAAUUUAGAUCACCAAAAAAAAAAAAUCGUAAAUGAUAUAAUUUUUAAAAAAUAAAUAGAAUGUAUUUCCUGAAUUAGUCAGUAAAACCAACCACAUGGUCAUAGCAACAUAUAAAAACCUAAUCAAUCAGAAUACAGAACUAGACUUAAACCAUGGAAAUGCCUAAGCCUAAAGGCAUAAUAAUCUUCUUAAUUUUAGACUUAUAAUUAUAAUAUAUAAGAUACAAGCAAUAAUACUAAUAAUAGCACUAAUACUAUUACUAUCAUUCAAUAUUAAUUAAAAUUAAUUCAAUUAAAAUUUUACAUAAAUUUUAACUAAAUGAAUCAAAUAAUCCUAUAUUAUUUGUUUAUACUUAUAAAUGUUAAGCAAUUCCACAGAAAAUUUGAAAUUAAUAUCUUUAGAAUAUUAUUUUUUUCUGGAAAUUUUAAAAAUUUAUUUAAAAGAAAUUUAAUUCAUUAAAUACAAAUAAGUCGAGUCAGAAUAUUUUUUUUUUUUUUUUAAAGUGUAUAAGGAAAAUUAUAGACAUUAAAGAAUUUUUUGGAGAAUAUUAAGAAUAGCUUAAUUUAAAAUUUGUAGUUUUAUUUAGUAAAACUCAUCUCUAACUAUAUUCCCUGUAAAAGUUAUAUUUUUAUCUCAUUUCUCAUUUUAUAAUAAAGUUAUAGGCGUAAAGGCUACGACUAUUCGCACCCGGGUAUCAGAAGAGAGAAGUUGGGAUUAAAAAACUAUUUAAAAUAUUAAAUGAGGUAUCAAAUGAAAGAUAAUUAGACAUAUGUUUGUAAAUUUACUUCUCAGUUUAACAAAAAUAAACUACCACAAAUGACAUCUGAAUGGGAUUUAGUCAAAAGGAACCCGGGUAUGCAUAGCGGAAUAGUUCAAAGCGCUCAGCAAAAAAUAAAAACAUGUAUCUAUUAAAUGUAUAUAUUUCAAUGUGCAUAACUUGAUGUUUGAAGGGGCACAUAAUUUAUGUGGCAACCAUUGAUACAUUUGCUACCUCAUGUCACAAUGUGUUUUAAGCUCAAAGUACCUACUGAAUUAAACCUCAAAUUUUGUGUUUCUCUCUUUUGAAUCAGAAACAAUGUCCGCAGACAUAAUAGAAGGCUUUUUGUGCCCAAUAUGCAUGAAAGAUCUUGGAACCGUGACACAACUUCAAGGACACUUUGAAGAAGAACAUUCUUCUGAAGAUAAGGCAGUCUUUCAGCAAUUGAAAGGUAAAUUAAGUCAAGAAAACACUUGAUGGCCAUAAUAGUCUUUAAAUCAGUUGUACCUGCAAUAGUUUUAAACAAUUGAAAUUCAUUUAAGUGAUUAUAAUUUGAUAGGUUUCUUUGACAAGGCCAAGAAACGAAUAUUGGGUGAUAAGUUUGAGGGUGAGCUAAUUCAACAAAGUGAGACUACUAAAAGAGAGGAGCUUGUUGGACUAUCUGGAUACGAUCCAUCCUGGUGGGAAGAUCAAGAAAUAGGUAAAUUUCCACUUCCUGUAGUGUAUCUUAAAUCUUCAGUUAUAUACAUUAAAAGUCAAAACUGAAAGUAGGUGUUUUGAAACUAUUAAGCGCAUGUCCAAAAAUGUCAAUAACACUUGCUCUACAAUAUGGAAUAAGGCUAUUGUGUUUUUGGAAUAUUGUAUACUGCGUUACAUUUGUCUCUUAAAUAACAGCUUUCCUCAUCAGUGAUUUAUCAGUUUUUGUGUUCUGGUGAUUCUAUGAAACUUGUGCCACUAAUUUCAUCAUGAUCUUUAAUCAAUUUAUCCUUCUGUUUUUUAAUACCCAAAUGUUUUAAAUGAAAUAAUUACUUCAAGGGUUUGUAACAGUCUCAAUCAUUCUGCAGGUGCUAUUCGGAGCCACACUGAUUCAUUUAAAGCUAUCCGAGAUGCCAGGGUGAAUCACUUUGUUGUUGAAACAAACAAAUUACUCAUUCGUCUGGACAAGUUGUUGAGCCCUGAUGCGCCACUCGACCCAAAGAAAAGGAAAGGUUCGCUCUUAUCUGUUGGUACUCUAUUAUGAACAACAUUUAUCUAUUGUCUUCUUCUUCUUUUCCUUUUCAACUCCCAAGGGAGCAUAGGCCAUUAACAAUUUCAUUCCAAGCCUUCAGGUCUCUAACUAUUCUCUCAAGCUCAGGCAUUUAGAUUUCCUUUCUAGCUCUUUCCAUUCUUUGUUACAUCCCUGUUCACAUCUCUUCUCCAGGUGUUUUUGGGUCUUCUUGUCCUCUUGGUCAUAGAGAGUUCCAUACCAAUGCUUGACUUGCUAUAUAUGGCAUGGGUUUUCUCAUUUUGUGACUUAUCCAUCUGCAACUCCACCUGCUUUUAUUUAUUUUUUGCUGCACUGGCAUUUGUGCUGUCAUUUCCCUCACUGUUGUAUUAGGGAUUUUGUGGAACCACUUGAGGUAGAGGAUUUUACGCACGCAACCAUUCACAAAGGUUUACUGUCUUUUCCAAUCUUUCUUGGUUGAUCUCAAGCUUUCUGAGCCAUACAGCAAAACAGACUUAACAUUUGAGUUAAUACAUUCUAAUUUUUGUCUUUCUCCUUAUUUGCCUAAAGCUCCAAAUAGUUUUAAGUAAGGUAAGAUCCACUCUUGUCUUUUAUGUUCUCGCCUUGAUAUCUGCCUCUUGAUUCCUCAUCAUUAAUAUUUUUAUUAAUAACUCUAUUCCUAAGAUAGGUUAAAUUGUCUAUUUCUCAUACUGCAUUCCCUCUUAUUAUUACAACUCUUGUGUCAUUUGGAUUUACUCUCAUAACUUAAGUUUGGUUUUCUUUUAUUGUCAGUACCCGGUACUAUCGUUCUGGAAACUUAAUAACAAUCUGUUUGAAAUUGGUUCAUUUUAGUCCCUCUUUUGUAUUAGGUGGUAAGCAAUUGUCAAAAUGUUAAGUUACAAACAAUAUUUUGUAAACACGACUGUUGUAGGUGGCAGUAAGGUUAUUUUCAAAAUAUUGUUAAGUUACAAACAGUAUUUUUAUACAUUGAUUCUAACUUAUUUAAUUUUGAUUCUAACUUAUUUAAUUUUGAUUCUAACUUAUUUCAUUUGUGUUCUGUCCUCCCUUUAGAAACCAAUCGGCUAACUGCCAAUCUGUUAAACUCAUGGAUCGAUUUGUUUUGAAAAUAUUCAUUACAUAACUACUUUUUUUUUUUUUUUUUCCUUUUUUUAAACCUGAGCUAGGUUUUGAAAUGCCUUGUUUCAGCAUAUGGGAAGGCCAUUGUGAGAUGGGUACCAGACAAUGAGGUGCCUGCUUGUUUAAGCUGUGCGCGAUCUUUUGGCAUUCUAACCAGAAGACAUUUUCUGUCCUCCCUUUAGAAACCAAUCGGCUAACUGCCAAUCUGUUAAACUCAUGGAUCGAUUUGUUUUGAAAAUAUUCAUUACAUAACUACUUUUUUUUUUUUUUUUCCUUUUUGUAAACCUGAGCUAGGUUUUGAAAUGCCUUGUUUCAGCAUAUGAGAAGGCCAUUGUGAGAUGGGUACCAGACAAUGAGGUGCCUGCUUGUUUAAGCUGUGCGCGAUCUUUUGGCAUUCUAACACGAAGACAUCACUGUAGGUUAUGUGGAGGAAUUAUGUGUGACAGAUGCUCGGAGUUUAUGGCAUCAUCUUAUGCACGUAAGAAUCAUAAUUAUGUAGAAUAAAAUUGUUUACGCUAUUAUUUGCCAAUUUUUCUAACAACGUAUCUAAGCUAAUGUAUAUAUGUUUAUCUGUGUGUAUUAGAAGUGAAGCAUUAAGUUAUAAAGUGAUGGCUUCUUCACACUAAAACUCUAGAUUAACAAGACAACUGUGUAACAAAUAAUUCCACACUUGUUUAUUGAUACAAAAAUAUGCUGCUUUAAAAAAACUAUUUAGUCACAACUGGCAGGAAUGUUAAAAUGUCUUAAUUCUUACUCUCUCUCUUUUUUGUUUUCAGCUCUGUGAUUGACGAAAUCAAUGUUUUUGAUUAGAUAAGAUUCGUUUAGGUGGCCUAACUUAUGUAGGUGAAAGGUGCUCAUAUUUAACUUAAACCAGUUUCUCAAUGUUAUCAAAUGUUAUUUCAGAAAAGCUAGUCAAUCCAGCCCACAGUUUCCACGGCGAAGGCUUUCUCAAGAGAACCAACAGCAACACAAGCCUUAAUUCUUUGGUAGGCAAUGAGGGAGAGUCUAUUAUGAGGGUGUGCAGAACAUGUAGGAAGCUGCUGGAAAGACGCGAUGUUAUGACUGAACAAAGGAACACAAAGCCACCUAUUGUGCAAAUAUAUGAUGUUAGUUGUUUGCAUUAUAUUUUUUGUUGACAAAUUUUAUACCUCUAUUUCUAACCAAAAUGAAAAAUAUCACAUUCAAAAUAUGUUUAAAUUUAUAUAAAAAUUUAGGCAUCGGUCUCAAAUAAAACUUAAAUGUCUAACACUUUUUUUUCUAAAAUAAAUGCUCUUAAAACUGAAGAAACCAUUGCAUGAUUUUUACAAUAACUUUCAUCCACGUAGCAAAUCUAGCACAUUAUAUUGGAGACGUUAGUUUUCCCAUUUUCAGAUGAAUUCCUACUUUUUCUAAAGGUCUUUUGUUACUAGACCUUGACAAUAAUUACAUUAUUUUUUUUUAAAAACCACCCCCAACUCACUUAAGCACACAAAAAAAUUCCUUUUUUUUUAAUGUCUGUUCACAUCUCUGCUAAAUAUGUAUGGUAACCAAGUCAAGUCAUUAUUAUAAUGAUAGAAGGAAGCCCUGUGGAUCUUAAUGUUUGAGCAAAAUGUGUUUGUACACAUAUUACAAUAUCGUUGUGUAUGUAGGGAUACUACGGAUUUAUUUUUUUGAAAAUUUAAUAUCAAUAAUUUUUUAAUUGCAGAAAAUGAAAAUGUGCAUCAAGGAUGCUGAACUAAUUUUACCUGAUUACCUACCUAUGGUUGAAUCAUUAAGGUAAGGAUCAUUUAGAUUUAACUUUAUUUUUUUUACCAGUAAUGAACAGUUGGCCUGUUGAUGUUUUCUGGUCUAGUUUAUAGCUGGCAGACAUUCAAGAAUCCAUUUGUAAUAGCAUUACUAUUUUGGGACAUGAAUAAAUUUUAUUUUAAAAUAUUGCUCGUUCCUAUGUGGCUGAACAAAUUUUUCAUCGAAAUGAGAAAGCUUUUACCGGUACUUUUAAAAAUAAUUUAGAGCUUUUUUUUAUCUGAAAACCUUUCUUUUCCUUCUCAGUCAAGGAGAGACUCAGUAUGACUAUAGGCAAGCUCAAAUUAUGCGUACAAAGCUUGUCAAACUGUAUGAAGCUGUGGAUCAGCUCAGGUAAGAGACACUGUACUUUUCUAAACAAAAUUCUACAAAACUUGAAAUUCUUGAAUGUUUUUAACAAAUUACCAUUUUUUUUUGCCAACAGUAAAAAGAUUAUGGUGUUUGACCUAAAUACAGAGCAAGGAGCGAACCCAAAACAAGUUCACCUUCAGAAAUCAAUUCGCUUGUAUGCUUCCAAUUUCAUGCAGGAAAACCUCAUGGGUUUACAGGUCUGUUGUCUUCAAUAAUCUAAAUUAAUGUUGUUGUUUUUUUUUUUUUUUAAAUCUUUGACAUAUCAGUCACGCAUCAUGUUUUAUAUUUAUUUAAAUAACAGCACUGCCUUGCUAAGCCAUGAUUAAGUUUAACAUUAAUUAUCCCCAGGCACUUCCAUCUGAAGAAGUUCCAAUUUCAUGCAGGAAAACCUCAUGGGUUUACAGGUCUGUUGUCUUCAAUAAUCUAAAUUAAUGUUGUUGUUUUUUUUUUUUUUAAAUCUUUGACAUAUCAGUCACGCAUCAUGUUUUAUAUUUAUUUAAAUAACAGCACUGCCUUGCUAAGCCAUGAUUAAGUUCAACAUUAAUUAUCCCCAGGCACUUCCAUCUGAAGAAGACUACAACAAACUCCGCCAAAGAAGGGCGGAAGAAAUUCAGAGGAAAAUAGCGGCAGAAAGGCAAGCUGUGAUGGAAGCUCAAGAGAGGGAGCGCCAAGAAAGGGAAAGGCUAGAGAGAGAACGGUUGUUGAAAGACUUGUCGCCAGAUGAUGGUCCAAAGCUGGGACACAGGCGCGUCGCAUCUGGAGGGGAUGUUCAGAAAAAGAAACUUCUACCCAACAAAAAUGCCUUCAGCAUAGGCUCUCCAAAAACUCACAACAGAAACCCGUCUGAUGAGAAUGUUGGGAAGGGAUGGAAACCCGUAGAAGAAGUUGCAAGGGUCAGCAAGGCCAGUGAUCCCAUGUUGCAACAAAUGGAGAUUAUUAAAGGGUACAUUCGUCAGGCCAAACAAGCAAAUCGUACAGAUGAGAUAAUUAUGUUGGAACAGAAUCUACAAGAUUUGUAUGCCGAGUACCAGAGGCAACGUGCAAAAGAUCAUCAAAGCAGUUAAUGUUAGCUUAAAACUUGUUAAAAGUAAUCAAACUGCAGCACAGAAGUAUACUUAAAUAUUAAUGACAUUGAGGUCCGUGAAACAAUCAUCUUAAAAUAAAUCAUCAUUUAUUCAAUGUCAAAGGUUAUAUUGGCUACCGGUAUUUAAAAAAAUACUUUGAUCGUGCAGUCCAAAUGUAUGUUAGCACUUUAUUAGCUUGAUGUUGGCAUCUUGUGUCAUGGCUGCUUGGUUCCAAGUCAGCUUUUACUCUUGCUUAAUCUUUUGGUAAAAAACAUUAUAUUUUAUAUGAAGGAAACGAACAAAUUUUAUGUCCCUGCCAAUAAUGUGUAUCAUAUAUUUACUAAAUCCUUAUUUUACGUCACAUUUGUAUUUUACAAGUUAUUUUUAUUAUUAUUUAUUUAUUUGUGCAGCUUUGAUUGCAGCCAGGUAGUUACUUCGGUGAAGGAAUAUCGUGUCAGUAAAACAGAAAAUAAUUUUGUGCAAUAUAUUUAUACUGAAUGGUGCCGAAUAUUUAUUUUAUCAGAUAUCAGCCUAAAAUUAUUUUUGUAAAUAUUUUUGUUUUUCUUUUAGUAAAAUCUUUUUUAUCCUUAAUUCACCUCUUGGUUUGCCUAAAUAGUGGAUAAUUUGUAAUCUCUUAUCAGAAGUGUAGUGCUAGAAUUGACUUUUAAAACCAUUUUUAAUAACAUUAAUUACAUUCUAGUUCUAGUUACACUUUUUAGAAAUCACAAUACUAUUUCCUCUUACACCACACUUUCUGCUUAACCUUUUCAUAGGCAAAUAUAUUUCCGCUGUAACUAGUAAAUACUGCAGCUUUCUGCCCAAUAGGGUUUUUGGAAUCUAUGGACAAAAUGUUUUACAGCUACUUUAUAUACUUGUGUAUAAAUCGAGAAAUGUGUCAUAAACUUCAUUUUAGAAGUUGACUUAUCCACAGGUUGGUACUAGUUUCAAAAGAAUUUUGUACAUUGAAUGAGGGGACAAUAUCGAGUUAUCGUUAGUGCUAGUGUACUUUCCGGUGGUGAUACAUUGACAUGGAUAUUGGGUACACACGCAGAUAAAAACAGCUCUUGAUGCUUGACUGAAAUCUGUAACCGAGCCACAUGCAUCAUUGCCAACUGCUGAGUCCGUCAGUGCCUAUCGUCGGGAAGAUAAAGGACACUGCUAUAAGUCGGAGGAAUGUCACUUGGUAGCACAGACUCUAAGAGAGUCUAGGCCUAAUGACACCAUAGUUUAGAUGUCACUUGGUAGCGCAGACUCUAAGAGAGUCUAGGCCUAAUGACACUAUAGUUUAGUAUAUUGUGCAGCCAUUGCUGCCAAGUAACAUCUGAUAAAAUUAUUUAAAAAAUCAUAGAAUUUCAUAGCCCCAAGUUUUACCCUCAACUUAUCCACGAGUCGUAGCAUAUUUCAUAAUUGUUGGUUAAAAAACUGCCUGGACUCUACUUAUAUAGACAAGAUCAACUUAUAGACGAAGAUAUACGGUAGAUAAGUUUAAUAAGUAGAAAAUGCUCGUUGUGGGGUAAAUGUAUAAUUUGCAUCAGAGGAAAGUAUGUAUUAGUAUUAUUGUAAACCAAAUGCUCUUAACAUUUUUUUAAAUGACACCAAGACUAGGAUUAUCAUGGUGGUUAAUUCUGGCUUUUGAAUUUUUGAUAAAAAUUUUCAUUAGUAAAGGUUACAGAUUUUUUAUAGUUGAAAGCCCAAAACACAACUUCAAUGUACAAGUCGGUUGUUUGAAUCAAUGAAUAUACCUACUUUAUGUGGUCAGUUGUAAAUGUACAGUAUUGUCAAUCAUUCUCUAUGAAUGUCAAGUUUUUAGUGCAGCUUAAAUAUUAUGAACACUCACUGUCCUUCCCCAAAUAAAUUAACUCACUGGCUGCGUAAUGUUAUAAUUGUUUUAAAUUAUGUAUGCAUGUAAGAUUUCUCUAGAUCAACACGUUUUCAAAUGUAUAGUAAAAUUCAUCAUUUUUUAAUAAAAUCGAGGAAUACUACUACUAGAAGUAAAAUACUGUCUGUGAAACCUGAUUGCAGUCUCUCACGAGGAAUACAAGAGGAUCUUACUUUUUUAUUUACAUUUCCUAAGAUGUUCUCUAUGUUAUGGACAGUUUUAAACACACAAUUCUGUUUUGGAGGCAUCUUAGCAUGGUUACCACUUUCUUUUGAUGCAAAGAAUGUACUUACCUGUACGUUAAAAAAUAAUUGGUCUUGCUAAAGGUUGUGAAUGUAAUUUAGAUGCAAUUAAAUGUAAUAUGGUAAUUGAAAUGUACCAUUUUAAAAAUAUUAAAAGGAAUAAUGUGCCACAGAUAUAGAUGUUUUAUCUCAAAUCAUUAACAAUAGUUGCUAUAAGUAUUAUUCAGCCUGAAUAUGAAUAAGGUAGUGUGAACAUUGCUUUUUUCUCUCUAAAUUUUAAACUUUGUAUAAUCCCCAACCUAUGAAAUUAGCAAUUGCUACUAAUGAAUUAGUUCUUACAAUUCUAACUAAUCAACCUUUAAAAAAAUUAUUUUUG
This is a messenger RNA of Lymnaea stagnalis (great pond snail), 10211 nucleotides long. The record is from the annotation of a GenBank genome assembly. Lineage: Eukaryota; Metazoa; Mollusca; Gastropoda; Lymnaeidae.